AUGGAUUCCAAUAAGCGGCGGCUCGGCAGUUUUAUACUCGCACGUGUCACAAGGGAGUUGACCACAUUGCCGCAAACAGGAGUCGACAAGAUUCAGCGAGUCCGACUUGGCAUCAGAGCAUGUGUUCUAAUGAUUCCCCUUCUUGGCAUCACGUGGUUGUUUGGUCUUCUCUCGCCUCUACACAAGGCUUUCACCUACAUCUUCACCAUUCUCAACUCUACUCAGGGUGUCCUGAUUUUCAUCCUGCACUGUAUGAGAAACAGUCAGAUAAGGGAGCGAUUGCGAGGCAAAAUUAAAAUAUUGAAGAUUGGUCAGAUUAGAGCUCGAAUGAAAGUUCGAAUGAACGCUGUUUCCCCAUCUCCAAACAACAGAAACUCAACCAAAAAGAAUGUAAAGAUGAAUCCAGCUGAUGGUGGUGCAGUGUGGGCAACUAAGUUGCACCCAUUCAGCUAAUAUGAGUUGAAAUAGGAAUAUCAUUAACUGAUGGAUUCAAUAGGCGGCGGGUAAAAGCCGAUUGUUAUGUUCCAAGGUUUUUUUUAGCCACGAUAAUUCUUCAGUCGCAACUGAUCAGUUUCCAAUGUCCUUCUGCUUGGUUGGAUUGUUUUUGUAAAUUAGAAAAAAAAGUUAAUAAGUCUUUCAUGAAGAGGUAGAGGCUGGUGAC
This is a messenger RNA of Pocillopora damicornis (cauliflower coral), 661 nucleotides long. RefSeq lists its product as uncharacterized. Gene Ontology annotation, molecular function: G protein-coupled receptor activity. NCBI's taxonomy places the organism in Eukaryota, Metazoa, Cnidaria, Anthozoa, Scleractinia, Pocilloporidae. Gene Ontology annotation, biological process: cell surface receptor signaling pathway; G protein-coupled receptor signaling pathway. The record is from RefSeq and is a predicted model, not a curated record. Gene Ontology annotation, cellular component: plasma membrane.